Messenger RNA from Diuraphis noxia (Russian wheat aphid), 2960 nucleotides. It is a transcript of the gene Mtp, whose product is annotated as microsomal triacylglycerol transfer protein. NCBI's taxonomy places the organism in Eukaryota, Metazoa, Arthropoda, Insecta, Hemiptera, Aphididae. Gene Ontology annotation, molecular function: lipid binding. Gene Ontology annotation, biological process: lipid transport; lipoprotein metabolic process. The record is from RefSeq and is a predicted model, not a curated record. Gene Ontology annotation, cellular component: Golgi apparatus; basolateral plasma membrane; endoplasmic reticulum.
GGCAGUGCGUGCGCGUCGGUCGUCGUGUUCAGGUUUGUGUUGCUUAUUAUUUCUUGUCUCGCCUAUCGUUUCGCGCACGCCUAACAUAUUAUAAUAUUAUAAUAUUGAUAGGUGCUAACGUAAUUCGUAGCCGUAGUUAACAGUUGUACACGAAACUGCGAAUAAUCGAAUAUAUUCGUAGGUACAUGAUAUUCGCCAAUCAACGAUCUUCCAAUAAUAUCUCCGCUGCAGUGCCCCACAUCUCACCGAUGGCGUUGUCGUCCGAUCGGACCGCAGCUUCGUUCCCGCUGCUGUUUCUGCUGCCUCUGAUUCUGACAUCGUCGCCGUGUUCGGCCGCUGCGACGGACAGUGGCAGACUGUUUCCAGCCGGCGUCCAGUACGAGUACGAUUUGACGACCACAGUGCUAGCCGGAGGAUCUUCAGACAACCGAGAUCCGCCGGUUGGCCAUCGGGUGGUCGGCCAACUGUUGGUCGCCAAUCUCUGGGCCGCUACCGAUACUGCCGACGACAAACUGCUGCGGCUACACCUCAAGUCGCUCAAACUUCAAACGUGGUCCAAGAAAUCAAAAAAUGUUAUUAAUCGACAAUUUAUCGACCGUAAAUCAAAGAUCGAUAGGUUUUCAGACCAACCGUUUUUUGUACACUGGAGGAAUGGUCACGUAGAAAAUCUGUAUGUCUCUUCUGCUAAUUCAUUGACUGAAGGAAAUUUUAAAAAAGGAAUCGCUGGCCUCUUUCAGUUUCAAUUGUCAAACCAACGCGUAGUAGAACAUUCAACACUCGGAGAGUGUAACGUGACCUAUAACAAAAUUAACGAAAAUAGUGUUUCAAAAGUAAUUGAUGGAUGUAUUUUACCAACAACACUGCCACCUGAAAUAAAGCAUCCUGACAAAAUUUGGCAAGGAACUUUACGCUCAAAACGCGAAGGCUUACUAAUUUACAACCAUGAAUCCUUAGUUGAUGUGUCUUUGGACGAAAGUCACGAGUUCUAUACUGUCUUUAUGAAUGAGGUAGGAGCUUCGGUAUCAUCAAAACAACACAUAAAAUUCAAAGAAACCAAACCAAAUGACGAUAUCAUUGAAGCUAAUACUUUAAAUGAAGCAGUUCAUCAAUUAGAAAAACAAUUCAAACUGAAACUCGAAAAGCAAAAUUUAAGUCCAAAGCACGAAGUUAAAAAUUGUAAACACUACAAUUCUUGUAAUAAAUUGGAAGAAGUGGUUAAUAACUACCACGAUUCUUUAUUGGAUUCAGAACUAGGAAAGUCCAAAUCAGCUUAUGGUGCGAUUAAAGUAAUGAAUGCUAUUGUAAAUAGCGACACAAAAACUAUUAAAAAAGUAUUGACAGAUAAAAAAAAUGAGGAUAUAGUGGUUCAAUUAUAUGAUUUAUUAGGAGCUGCAUUAAGUGAAAAUUCACAUAAAGCCUCAAUGGAUACACUAGAUUUUACUGAUGUUAAAAGCGUCGAAAAAAUAGAAAGAUACUUAUGGAGUGCAUCUAUAAAUUUCAAUCCAAAAAUAGAAAUCAUAAAAAGUUUAUUGUCAAUCAAUGAUGAGAAAAUAUCUAAUAAAAAAAUAAUGGACACCUUAUUUAACACAGUGACCGCUAUGGCUAGUCGUUUGGCUCGUUACAAUCACACGGAUACAAAUGUUCUCCUUAGCAGCGAACUAGUCGUCAAAACAUUGGAAAGACUGGAAAAAUGUAAAUUAGACGACGACGAAUGCAUACUAACAUACAUCAGAGCGUUGUCUAAUCUCAAACAUCCGCUGUCAGUUGAAAUGCUGUUGACCUUUGCACAACACGGAAACAGAAAGACUAGCGCAUACGCGAUGAAAACGAUUAAAAUGUUUGGUCCUGGUUUUUGGGACAGUCGAGUGCUGAAAUAUUGCAACAGAAUUUUCUUUCAGCUGGUCAAAGAGCAGGACAGCAGCACCAGGACAAUAGCACUGGCCAUACUUCUGGAGUCUGAUCCAGACUAUGACCUGCUGAAACAUGUAGUUAAAUGGCUUGCGGCACCGGGCGAGGGAUACGAAAUCAAACAGUACGCGUUGGAACUAUUGAAGGAAAUGGCUAACCAAAACGAGACAUCAGCGAAAUUGUUGCGGACGGUGUUAGUUCGUGAACGGUUGAACCACUACGGCAGCAUGGCUCAAAGAGGCUUGUCGUCAUGCUUUUCAAGAAAAUUAAUUAACUACAACAACAUCACCGGACUGGUGAAAAACUCUCAACAAGUAUAUUCGGGAGUAACCAAACGCGGGUCGGUAGACAUCGUCUUGGAACAUAAUAACAUUAAAUACGACUUGUGUAGUUUCGGCAUGUUCACAACCGGACUCGGGUACUUUACAUCCCUGUAUGACGAUUCGGGCAAAACAGACUCGUCCGACGAGGCCAACUUACCGGCCACAGCGGGUCUGGAACUCGUAGUAUUCGGCGUGCAUAUCAGACCAUUCAUUAUGUUUUCUAAUCAAGGGCAGUUAAUGGGACACGUUUGGGCUGGAACCGGGUCAGACAAAACACCCAUCAUUCAGCAAUCGGUGAUCGAGAAAAACGGCGGGAUCAGCAUACAGGGGUCAUUGAAACUGGAUACAGACUUGGUUACGGACGAAGUGGACUUUGCACUAAUUACCGAAGGGCUGUUACAUAUGCAUAGCGACGCCGAAUUCGCGACAAAAAUUGUUGUUUGCAUGCGUAUUGWUUUCGUGGAUACAAACGUGACCACGACUGUAAGAAAAAGUGAAAAAGUCCACGGACUACACCACAAAUCAUACACGAUCACGACGCGGACGCAUCCAGUUUCCGGACGGACGUUCGCCUUAAACCAAAUGGUCAACGAAUUUUGUAAUAUCAUCCAUUCUCGGUGAACUGGUAGACUAAAAAAAGUCAACAAUACACGCAAAUUAAAUAUUUCAAAUAAUAUUAUUAUUAUUGUUGUUACCUCAAAACACGACUGAAUUAUUUUUAUUUUAAGU